Messenger RNA from Astrephomene gubernaculifera, 3725 nucleotides. Lineage: Eukaryota; Viridiplantae; Chlorophyta; Chlorophyceae; Chlamydomonadales; Astrephomenaceae. The record is from the annotation of a GenBank genome assembly.
UUGCAUAAAUGUUUCCCAUACGCUAGGAGUCAUCUGCCUGGUCCAGGCAAGCAUGGUCCAGAGCAUGACGAAAGGACGGUUGAUGUCGCCUGUCUGUUUCUGAUAGAACAAUCGCGCUAGAGAACGAUUUAUGAAAUGUCGCGUACUGGUCUGCCGUUGCUGCUCCAAGCCCCGCCAGAGGACUUCACAUGGUUGCUUAAGCCGGUUGCAGUUCCUUCUCUUCCUGAGGGAGCACUUGCAGCCAUCUUCCAGAGUCUACACCCCCUGGACCUGCUCUCAUGCCGCCUGGUGUGCAAGGCAUGGAGUACGGCAGCGGCGGCGACUGUACGACACAUUGAUGUGCCGUGUAAGGCCCUGGCCCUUGCUGCUGUGGAGGGGGCGGCGGCGGCGGCAGCCGCAGCCGACCGAACUGCGUUCCAUGCUGCUGUCACCAGCAGCACUUGUGCAGCAGCUGGUACCACCGCUGAUGCAAGCAGGAGCAGCGCCAUGAGCACCCCGCAGCAACAUAAGCGGCUUAGUGGCCACCAUCAACAACAACAGCAGCAGCAGCAAACGUCGCAUGAGCACCAGGAUCCCGCUGUUUUGCUGUCGCAGCUGCCUCGGGUGUUCCCCGGGGUGGAGGCGGUGACGUUGUCGGGGCUGGCGGCGGCCCGAGUGCUGGGCGGGGAGGAGGAGGUCACGUUGAGGCUGCUCUCCAGCCAUCUGAGCCGCUGGCGCCACCUCUCCGAGAUAACCCUCAUGGACAUGCCCGUGAGGCCCGCUGCUGCCUACCCGCCUGCUGCUCCUGCUGAUAGCAGGGCGGAUGCUACUGCCGCUGCUGCCACUGCUAGGACGGCUGCUGCUGCACUUCUUACCAGUCUUGCACCGCCCCAGCAGCAAAGCCGUACUCACGCAGCCGCAUGCCGUACCGCCUCUCAUCAGCCCGCCUGCUCCUCCUCCUCCUCCUCUACCCAUCCCUCCUCGUCAUCGUCCUCACCCUCGGAUGGCUGGAGUUUGGGCAGUCUCGCCUGCUGCCGGGAGUUGACACGACUGGAGAUGAACCUCGUGGCUGCUGCUGCUGCUCCUGCUCCUCCUGCUGCUCCUGAUGGUGCUGCUUUUGGGGGACCAGGGAGCACCAGGGCCCGCGCCCACUCCCACUCCCGACCGCUACCCCACCCUCACCAGCUAGCAGCCGGCCAAGCACAUCUGCUGUCGGAGCUGUCGGGCUUGACAGGGCUCAGCCACCUGACGGUGCGGUUGCUGGAUCUGCCCACACCGCUGCCGUACAUCCCAAUCACGAUGAUGAUGCCUCCGCCGCCGCCGCAGCAGCAGCAGCCACCUCCGCCACAGCAGCAGGGGCAGCAGCAGCGUCAACCAUUCGCAUGUCAGCAACAGCAGGGACGUGAGCAGCAGGCACAGGAACAGCAGCGACAACAACAGCAGCAGGGACAGCAGCAACGUGAGCAGCAACGUCAGCAGCGACAACAGCAGCGGCAGGUUCAGUCCCGGCCGGCGGGGGCAGCGAUGACUGAGGCGCGUGAUGCCGCCGCCUCCACUGGCGCUGCUGCAGCCGUUACCGCUAUAACAACAACAACAACAACCAGCGCAGCAGCAGCAGCCUCCUCCUCUCCUGCCAUUGCUGCCGCAACCGCAGCCUCCGCCCCUAUCUUCGCCUGCAGCCUUUUCCGGACGGAUGCUCUUCUGCUCCCAACAGUGGAAAAGGGGGCGUACUAUAGGGAAGGAAAACGGCAUGCGGUUACUUCGGACUUGGGCACGAUGGAGGCGGCAGCGGAGGAGGAAGGAGAGAGGGAGGCGGGUGGGUUGUUGGACGCGGAGGAUUUGGAACUAGAUUACGGAGCGGAUUUGGAUCUAGAUGUUGCACAGUACGACAAGAAACGUACGGCAUCAUGUGGUGGCGGUACGGAUGUGGAUCUUGAUUUGGGUGGCGAGGGGAACAAUAGUCAGUACGAAGGCGAUCAGGAGCACAAUUGCAGUGUUGGCGGGUUUGUUGACAGCUGCGGCAUUCAAACGAUGGGUCGUACGAACCCGCCAUUUGACCGAGUAGUAGUACGGCAAUCUCAUGGCUGCGGCGGAAGCACCAGUGUCGUACCUCGGCGGCUCAAAAGCGGUGCUUACGGCGGCAGCAGUAGUGCGGCCUCAGACGACAACGUUGCAGCUGGUUACCGGUAUGAAGAGUAUGUCGGCAGCGACGACGGUUCGACUUCCCUCGAUGGCCCGACCCCUUCCAUCAGCGGCACCGAUGUCAGCAGCAGCAGCAGCACUGACGGUGACAGCGACGGUGACGGUAAUGGUGACACCGCCGCCGCCGCUGCGGUCCCGGGGUGGCCCAUGGGUCGCUGGCGGCGCCACCGCCACCACCAGCACCAGCAGCAGCACCAGCUGCAAUGGAUCCCCCACCCUGCCCUGCUGGCGCCCCUAGGCCCCCGCCUGCGCUCGCUACACCUGUCCGGCUGCUGUCUGGGGGUUCCUGUAGCAGCGGAGGCAGGCGGAGCAGGAGCGGGAAGAGGCGGCGGAAGAACGGCAGGAGGAGCGGGAGCAGCAGGAGGAGGAGCCCUAGCAGCGUUGGUGGAAGCGUUGCCCGGACUGACCAGUCUGCGGCUGCAGGGGCGGCUGGGGGCGGCUCAUGCGGAUCUGGCUGCAUUGGGGCGGCUGAGGGGGCUGAGGGACCUGCAUCUGUCCCGCGUGCAGCUGCUGUUCCGCCCGCACGACCCCGAGGACUGCCCCGCGGCGCUGAUGGAGGAGCUGUACGGCGCACUCAGGGGCCUGUCGUACUUUGAAACGCUCAGGUUCGAGCUGGACUCCGGCUCCAGCGGCGGACUGCACAGCGCGCAUCUGCUGCCUCUGUACGACAGCCCGCUGGAGGGGCUGCGGGAUCUUAGGCUGGGAGAGAUGGUGCUCGACAGUGACUACUCGCUUCAGCUGCUGGCGGCCCUCACCCGCCUCACCUCGCUGCACCUCACCUUCACCACCUGGCCGCUGGGGCUGGCGGCGGGGGACAUCAGCCUGCUGGCACCGCUGGGGCAGCUCAGGAGUUUCGCGCUGCACAGUUGCCCCUCGGAGCGCUGCCAGCUGCUGGCCCUCAGCGGCCCCGUGCUGGGACACCUGGGGAGCCACUGGACCGCCCUAACACAGCUGCACUUCACGGGUCGGAUCGAUCCCGACUUGCCCAGCGGCCUGUCCUCCUCUCCAUCCUGCUCCUCCUCCUCCUCCUCCGCCUCCUUCUCGUCCACGUCCUCCUCCUCCUCCUCCUCGCCCGCCACCCUUCACGGCAGCCUAGCCGCCUGGACCUCCCUCCGCGACCUCAGCCUGGCCGCCGUACGGGAUGAAGAGGAUGAGGGUGAAGAAGAGGAAGAGGGAAAUACGUUGGAUCCAAAUAGCAUGGAUCAUUACCUGGGUUUUGACCACCAUCUGGUUUACAUGGAUGGGGAGGACGAUGAUGACGUUAACGAGGAUUACCAUGAUGAGGAUGCGGACGAGGACGAUGAAGGAAUCAAACACGAGGAUGUCGAAGAUGAAGAUGAAGAUGACAUCCUUCGGGAUCUGUAUCCGCAUGCGACACCUGCUGCUGCACCAUCCUCCCAACCAACCCCACCACGCCGUCCUCCACCUCCUCUUCCUCUUCCUCCUCCUUCUCUUCCUCCUCCUCCACCACCUCCGGUGGAUCUGGGUGAUCGGCUGCUCAGCUGCGGGCUGCCUCCGGGUCUCACCUGCCUGUCACUGCAGGG